This is a messenger RNA of Ostertagia ostertagi, 261 nucleotides long. The record is from the annotation of a GenBank genome assembly. NCBI's taxonomy places the organism in Eukaryota, Metazoa, Nematoda, Chromadorea, Rhabditida, Trichostrongylidae.
AUGAGUGAGGCUGCCAAAUCUAAAGGGCUACGUCGAGUGAAACGCCAAUUCUUUGGUUAUCCUCGCUUUGGCGGCUACUAUCCUCGUCGAUUUGGUGGCUUUGGAGGAGGCUAUCCUCGCUUUGGAGGAGGUUAUCCUGGCUUUGGAGGUUUUGGUGGCGGAUAUCCUGGAUUUGGAAGCAGCUGGGGAAGCUCGUUUGGUCUUAGCGUCAAUCUCCAAAUCGGAGGGUAUAACAACGGGUAUCUUGGUGGAUUUGGCUAG